AUGCCAUUGGUAGGAUGUCUACCAUACUUAUGUAUUCCAAAAAAACGAAAAUCAUUAUCAAUUGAAAAUUACUGUGAUAAAGGUGGAAAAGGUCAAGUUGAAAUAAAUAAAUUAUUUUUACGUCGUGUUGAGAGUAUAAGAGUAAAACCAACAGAGUUCAAAAAUGGUCAGCCAGUGUUAAUUGAUAAUGUAUCAAAAAGAAAAUCGAAAGUACGACCUGCAGAACCAAACGGUCUCUUUCGACAGCUGCUUGGUCAAUCAAAAUCAUCGAAACCCGUGGUGCCGAUUGUUGAUACUACAAAACUUGAUGAUACUGAACUUGAUUGUGAAAGCCACGUAUCAAAUACCUAUAAGCCAACACGUACUUCGUCACGUAUCCAACAACGAGCAAAAGAAACUAGCAAACAUGCUACUACAAAAACAUCACAUAAAACGCAUAGAAGACCACCUAUCGACUACAAUCAUACCAAGAAGAAGAGAGAAUCAUUAAAAACGUCGUGCGAACCACGGACGAAGAAAUCAUCAGUGUCAUCGAAUCGACAACAUCAUCCUCCAACACCAUUAAAAGAAGUUAUUGAGACAAAAAAAGAAAAAAUCCCAUUACGAAAAACUGUUUCAACUGCGCCAACCUUUUCCUUGCCCGACUUGCAAACGUCUAAUGACGUAGAUAAAAGAAGUGACACAAGACUAAAGCAUUUAGUUAAGCCGUCUGUUGAACUUAGUGUAGAACAAAGCAGCAACUUAAUUCCUCUAGAUACGAUUGCGUCUGGAAAAUUCGAAAUGGACUCAGUAAUUCAAGAAUCAGAGAAAAUUGAUAGUACUGUAUCGACAUCGACCAUAUACACGGCGAGCGUAAUAGAGUCACGCAGUGAUGCAUCAAGUUUAUCGCAAUGGUCAACAACAACUUAUCCAGACUCUGACAGUGAGCCGACAAAAAACGAUACGGAUAACGUUACAUCUCAUCUGCUCGAUUCAUUCAAGGGUUUGAAAACUGAUCUCAGUCCUGAAAAAGAACAAUCACGAGUAAAAAAUAGUCCAUUGAUAAAAAAAAUAGAAACUGCUUUACCACAAAAAGUCGAUGACAUAAAUAGUGUGAUCAAUCGUAGACAAUCCUUUGGUGUUGAACGUUGCUUACCAGAUCAUUCAAUAUUAACACAAAAACAUCGAUCGUACGAUCAUCUUACAAGUUACUACCUAAUUAAUCUUGAUAAAAAUUUGAAUUCACAAAUAUCCUGUAUUAAACAAGAUAGUGAAGCAACAUAUAUGGAUGAAACGAACAUAAAACUGGAUAGUCAAUCCUCACCACUAGAAGAAAAACCAAGAACAAUCAAACCGAAAAAACCAUUAAAACGAUCAGGAGACACGGAUAAUAUGUCAAGAUUUCCAAAAACCACAAAGACUUUACCAGUUAGUAAACAAGUUCUUCGGCAUGUCACCGAACUGAUGAAGCAUGACAAUGCUAAAAAACAUCAUAUAGCGGCAAAAGAUAUAGAAUCAGUACAUUUAUGA
This is a messenger RNA of Didymodactylos carnosus, 1509 nucleotides long. The record is from the annotation of a GenBank genome assembly. Lineage: Eukaryota; Metazoa; Rotifera; Eurotatoria; Philodinida; Philodinidae.